AUGGUUUUUUUCUUUUUCAAGUUCGCGGAUCAUGCAGGUAUGAUGAACGCUCUUACUGAGGGACCGUGGAUUAUUCGUUCACAGUCGUUGUUUUUGGAAGUUUGGUCACCGUCGGUAAAGUUAGAGAAGAAGGAAGUGAAAAAGGUUCAGGUUUGGGUUAAACUCCAUGAAGUUCCUAUAGCGGCAUAUACGGAGGAUGGUUUAAGUUUGAUUGCUACAACUAUCGGGGAGCCGAAAGCUUUGGAUUCGUUCACUACCUCAAUGUGCGUAGAUAUGUGGGGUAGAAGCAGUUUUGCUCGUGCUCUGGUUGAGAUUUCAGCCGAUACUGAUUUCAAGGAGGAGUUGACUAUUGCGGUUCCUCGUCUUGAUGGGGAUGGUUUUAUCAAGGAGAAGGUUUAUGUCGAAUAUGAAUGGUGUCCCCAUAGGUGUGGUCGAUGCUGUGUUUUUGGCCACAAUGAGGACUGUUGUCCUAAGCAGGCUUCGAAAGUAUCUAAUGGCAAUCCUCAACAUGGCAAGAUCCCUGGUCAUGAUAAGAAGUUUAAGCAGCCGAUUCAGGACAGGGGUCUUUCAAAGCGGCAACCCAUUGUGGACGACGAUGGUUACACGACUGUUCAAGGUAAGAAGGCAGCUAGGAAGGUUGGUUUUAAUGUCAACAAACCAAAGCAAAAAUUUGAAUAUAGGUCUGUUGCGUCUAAGGGUAAGGGAGGGGAUCCUAAUUCUAAUCCGGUGGUUUCCACGAAAAAAGAUGAGUCGGUCAAAGGGUCGAAAUCGUCCGUUCAAAUUUCAAACCCUUUUGAUGUUCUCAACGAUCCUAGUGUUAAUGUGGAUGAGGGUGGUAACACAUCAGGGUCGGCCCAGCACGAUGUGGAGGAUGAAGAGGUAGUCGAGGUUCUUAACGAGACGGAUGGGUAUGAGAUGGAUGAUUUUUUGAGGCAAGGAACUGUUAAAUCGGAUGAAAAAAAAGGGCAAUGA
Molecule: messenger RNA, 972 nt
Organism: Helianthus annuus (common sunflower)
Lineage: Eukaryota; Viridiplantae; Streptophyta; Magnoliopsida; Asterales; Asteraceae
Exons: 1
Coding region: 1-972 (323 amino acids)
Source: RefSeq, a predicted model, not a curated record